CUUCCUGUAACUGAGAACUACAAAUCGCAUACGACUAGGCGAUUGUUCUAAAUUUCCGUAACCAUACAGAGAAGAUGCCGCUGUGUAAAGCUGUCAUUGUUCCAGGGAAUGGAGCUGGAGACGUGGAACACUGCAACUGGUAUGGAUGGGCUAAAACAGAAAUAAAUAAGAUGCCAGAUAUGAUUUGCCUGCUUAAGAACAUGCCUGACCCUGUGACCGCCAGGGAGAGCCUGUGGUUACCAUUCAUGGAGAAGGAAAUGGGGUGCGAUGAACAGACAGUGAUCAUCGGCCACAGCUCUGGAGCUGCAGCCGCUAUGAGGUAUGCAGAGACUCACAAGGUGCAUUCUAUUGUGCUGGUGGGUGCCUACACCUCAGACCUGGGCGACAAAAAUGAAAGAGAGAGUGGGUACUUCAGCCGGCCCUGGGAGUGGGUGAAGAUCCGGGAAAACUGCGCUCACAUUGUGCAGUUUGGCUCCACGGAUGACCCCUUCUUGCCCUGGAGUGAGCAGCAGGCAGUGGCCGAUGGCCUGCAGGCACAGCUGCACAAGUACACCGACCGCGGACACUUCCAGAAUACACACUUCCCUGAGCUCAUCCUCGCUGUGCACAAGCUCAGGGAAGCUGAAUGAGCAGCAGCAAGGAACCUGGAAAUUCCUCCUGUCACAUCAAUGAGACAGCUGCUAUGGACAGACAGUGGUAUUGUGCUGGGUAUUAAAUCAGGUGGGAUUACAAGUACUGUAUGUAAAUUAUGCAAGUCUUAAUAAAAUGAGCAUGCAUAGAUUUCAUCAAAGAAAGCAUUUCAGAAUGUAGGAAUCUUGAGAAUAUGUUUUGUUCCUUUUACCUGUAGUUUGAGUGCCCAAUUUCACUUAAGUGCUCAUGCCUGGAGGUAUGCUGUGCAAUGUCACCAUUCUGUAUAUUAUAUUAUUAUUUAGCAGAAGCUCUUACCAGAGUUAGUUGGUUUAGUUUUGACAUGUAAUCCAUUGAUACAGCUCGAUAUCUACUGAGGCACUUGUGGGUUAGGUACCUUGCCCAGGGCUACAAUGGCAGAGCCUCAGUGGGGAAUCAAACCAGCAACCUUUCAGCUACGAGCGCUGCUCCUUACCACUAUGCUAUACUGCCCACAUAGGCAGUAUAAGCGGUCUUGGUAAUGUUUGGGACUACUGGAAUCUGACUUGGUGUUAUAUAAACUACAGGGAACAAAUCCUUUUUGAUUGGAUUUAGUUAAUAUGUUUCACUCAAAUAAAGGAC
Megalops cyprinoides (Indo-Pacific tarpon) is the source of this 1248-nucleotide messenger RNA. It is a transcript of the gene rbbp9, whose product is annotated as retinoblastoma binding protein 9. The record is from RefSeq and is a predicted model, not a curated record. Lineage: Eukaryota; Metazoa; Chordata; Actinopteri; Elopiformes; Megalopidae. Gene Ontology annotation, molecular function: hydrolase activity. The transcript is spliced from 5 exons. The coding region runs from base 75 to 629 and encodes 184 amino acids.